AAGUUUUAAAAAGUAGCAUACAUAAGUCUUAUAAGUCUGAAGCAGUAAAAAUUUUAUGUACAAAAUAAAACAUUUAUCUUUAUACCAAACUUGAAAAUAACCAAGUCAGCAUCAGACCAGUCGGCAUUGUAUAAUCAAACCAACAUCAGAAACUCAUAUAAGGCCUCCACUUAACAGAAGAAGAAACGGAAGAAUUGAAUAAAUGUCUUCCCGUAUCGCGAAUGGAACUAGAGUAGUCAAUGGUGAAGGGAGAGGUGGAGGGGAUUUUGGAGAAGGGACAUGCAUUCUGGUGACUGGGGGUGCUGGAUUUAUCGGCUCAAUUGUGACCUUGGAGCUUCUGGUCAAGGGCUUACAAGUGGUCGUCGUUGACAACUGCUCAAACUCAUACAUUGCCAAGGGUGCUGAAAAACCGGAGAGUUUAAUUCGAGUUGAGAAGCUGGCCAAUGGGAAGACAGGGAAGAAAAAAGAAGUCACUUUCUACCUGAUGGACAUUCUGGAGAAAGAUAAACUACUCACAAUUUUCCAAGAGCACAAUUUUUUCUGCGUGAUGCAUCUAGCUGGUCUGAAGUCGGUGGGGGAGAGCGUGAAAUAUCCCCUGAAGUACUACGAGGUGAACAUGGGCAUAGCCACUAAUCUGCUCAGAUGUAUGGACCAAACUGGCGUCACCAACUUCGUAUUCGCCAGCAGUUCCACAGUGUAUGGGCCAGUGCCGUGUGAACAACUGCCGAUAACUGAGGAGCAGCCGACUGGCAACUGCACGUGUGCAUAUGGGAGAACCAAGUACUUCAUUGAAGAGAUGCUCAAGGACUGCUGUCGGGCCAACCCGGCAGCUUACGAUAUUGUGUAUGGGCCAGUGCCGUGUGAACAACUGCCGAUAACUGAGGAGCAGCCGACUGGCAACUGCACGUGUGCAUAUGGGAGAACCAAGUACUUCAUUGAAGAGAUGCUCAAGGACUGCUGUCGGGCCAACCCGGUGAGUCGAGUAUAA
Molecule: messenger RNA, 988 nt
Organism: Symsagittifera roscoffensis
Lineage: Eukaryota; Metazoa; Xenacoelomorpha; Acoela; Convolutidae
Product: UDP-glucose 4-epimerase-like
Exons: 6
Coding region: 203-988 (261 amino acids)
Biological process (GO): beta-D-galactose catabolic process via UDP-galactose, Leloir pathway
Cellular component (GO): cytosol
Molecular function (GO): UDP-glucose 4-epimerase activity
Source: RefSeq, a predicted model, not a curated record